Molecule: messenger RNA, 2631 nt
Organism: Saccharomyces kudriavzevii IFO 1802
Lineage: Eukaryota; Fungi; Ascomycota; Saccharomycetes; Saccharomycetales; Saccharomycetaceae
Gene: EST2
Product: telomerase reverse transcriptase
Exons: 1
Coding region: 1-2631 (876 amino acids)
Biological process (GO): telomere maintenance via telomerase
Cellular component (GO): telomerase catalytic core complex
Molecular function (GO): telomerase RNA binding; telomeric repeat DNA binding
Source: RefSeq, a predicted model, not a curated record
AUGAAAAGCUUAUACGAAUUUAUUCAAGACAAGCUUGGCACCGAUUUCGAAUCUAAUGCCUUAAAGCAAGAUAAUUUUGAAUGUGGUCAAUUCAAUGGCCUUGAUGAACUUUUGACUACUUGUUUCAUACUGCCGAAUUCAAGGAAAAUCGCACUGCCAUCCAUUUCUGGCGACUUAAACCAUAAGUCCGUCGUAGACCAAUGCAUCACCUAUCUUUUGAGUGGAGAUUUCUUCAAUAACGUACUGACGUUUGGCUAUAGAAUAGCCAGAAAUGAAAACGUCAACAAUAGUCUUUUCUGCCAUUCUACAAAUGUCAGCGUCACUUUAUUGAAAAGUACAACUUGGAGAAUGUUUCACGAUUUGAUUGGUACCUAUGCGUUUGUUGAUAUAUUGGUUAAUUAUACUGUGAUUCAAUUCAAUGGUCAGUUUUUCUCUCAAAUCGUCGGCAACAAGUGCAACGAACCUCAUCUACCACCCAAAUGGGCCCAAAGGGCGUCCUCAUCAUCCGAGAGAACCGUGCAAAUGAAACAACUGACCAGACCGGUAACAAAUAAAUCAUUCUUACAUAAGCUGAAAACAAAUUCUUCGACUUUUUUUCCUUAUGGCAGAAUCCUUUCCUCGUCAUCAUCUAUCAAUAGGCUAAGCGAAUUAAGAGAAGCUAUUUUUCCCUCAAAUUUGAUUAAAGUUCCUCAGAGACUAAAGAUAGGAAUUGAUUUAACUCUACGAAAGAUGUUGACUAGGCAUAAAGGUUUGAAUUACGUUUCCAUUUUGAAUAACAUUUGCCCACCAUUGAUAGAGAAUGGAUCGGAAUUGUCUCAUUUGGGGUGGCAAUUACCUAAAGAACAAGUUUUGAGAUUUUUAAUUGUUAUAUUACAAAAGUUAUUACCCAAGGAAAUGUUUGGUUCAAAGAAAAAUAAAUGCAAAAUUAUCCGAAAUUUAAAUUCCUUAUUAAGCUUGCCCUUACAUGGCUGCUUACCAUUUAACAGUUUAAUGAAAAAUUUAAGGUUAAAAGACUUUAAAUGGCUAUUAGUUUCAGAUUCAUCAUUUACCAAGCAAAACUUUGAAAAUUCAAAUCAAUUGGUAAUCUAUUUCGUUUCUUGGCUCUUUAGACAAUUAAUUCCCAAGAUUAUUCAAACAUUUUUCUAUUGUACAGAAAUAUCUUCUACCGUGGCAAUAGUAUUCUUUAGACAUGAUAUUUUAGAUAAGCUUGUCGCUCCGUUUUUAAGAGAAUAUUUUGAAAAAUACUUGAUCGAAAACAGUAUAUGUAGAAACCAUAACAGUUAUACGCUGUCGAAUUUUAAUCACUGCAGAAUGAGAAUCAUACCGAAGAAAAGUAAUAAUGAGUUUCGGAUUAUCGCGAUUCCAUGUGAAGGUGCGGAUGAAGAGGAAUUCAUGGUUUACAAGGAAAAUCACAAGAGGGUCAUAGCUCCCACCCAAAAGAUUCUUGAAUACCUGAGGAACAAAAGACCAACCGAUUUUGUGAAGAUCUAUUCCCCAACUCAAAUAGCCGACCGUAUCAAAGAAUUUAAACAAGGACUACUGAAGAAAUUCAAUAACGUCUUGCCAGAAUUGUAUUUCAUGAAAUUUGAUGUUAAAUCGUGUUAUGACUCUAUACCAAGAACGGAGUGUAUGAGAAUAAUCAAGAGAGCCUUGAAAAAAGAAAACGGAUUUUUUGUGAGGUCACAAUCAUUUUUCAAUACGAAUACGGGCAUAUUGAAAUUGACCAAUGUUGUUAAUGCAUCUAGAACUCCGAAACCAUACGAACUAUACAUAGAUAAUGUGAGAACGGUUCAUUUAUCCAAUCAGGAUGUUAUAGACGUUAUAGAAAUGGAAACGUUCAAGACAGCUUUGUGGGUUCAAGAUAAAUGCUACUUGAGAGAAGAUGGGCUGUUUCAAGGCUCCAGCCUAUCCGCACCGAUAGUCGACCUGGUGUAUGACGAUCUUUUAGAGUUUUAUGACGAGUUUAAAGCCAGUCCCAAUCAGGAUACAUUAAUUUUGAGAUUAGCAGAUGAUUUUCUCGUAAUAUCAACAGACCAACAGCAGAUAUCAAGAAUCAAAAAACUUGCGAUGGGUGGAUUCGAGAAAUAUAAUGCUAAAGCUAAUGAAGACAAGAUUAUAACUGUAUGUUCUCAACCAAACAAUGACACAGUUAUCCAAUUUUGUGCGAUGCAUAUAUUUAUAAAGGAGUUGGAAGUUUGGAAGCAUUCGAGCACGAUGAAUAUUUUUAAUAUCCGUUCGAAUUCUAGCAAAAAAAUAUUUGGAAGGCUGAUAUCACUAUUCAACACAAGAAUUUCCUAUAAAACAGCAGACUCUAAUUUGAAUUCAAUAACCACCGUUCUCAUGCAAAUUUACCAUAUUGUAAAAAAUAUUUCUGAAAGUUACAAAUCUGCCUUCAAGGAUCUGUCGAUGAACGAUACACAAAACAUUCAAUUUUCUUCUUUCUUAUUACGCAUAAUUAAAAUGACAUUAGAUGUUUGUCUAAUUACAAGGUAUGAUCCUUUAAUCGAGUAUGAGGUACGAUACACCAUACUAAACGGAUUUCUGGAGAGCCUUUGUUCGAACGCAUCGAGAUUCAAGAAAAAUAUUAUUUUUUUGAGGGAGGAAAUUCAGCAUUUGCAAGCAUAUAUAUAA